AUGGCCAAGAUCACUUCUGUCAAGUAUUACCGUGUCAAGCCGCGAUGGCUGAUGCUUAAGGUCGUUGAUGAAAAUGGACAGCAUGGUUGGGGUGAGGCUACCUUGGAGGGCCAUGAUCUUGCUGUUGAGGGGUGUUUGGAUGAGAUGAUCCCACGCAUCAUUGGACAAGAAGCAAAUGAUAUCGAAAACAUCUGGCAAACGUUCUGGCGCCAUGGUUUCUACCGUGGCGGACCAGUAUUCAUGUCUGCCAUCUCAGGCAUUGACAUCGCAUUAUGGGAUUUGAAAGGUCGAAACUUGAAGGUUCCGAUCUACGAGCUUCUUGGUGGCAAGGUGCGGAACAAGGUCCAAGUGUACUGCUGGAUUGGCGGUGACAGGCCCUCAGAUAUUGAAGCAGCCGCAAAGAAGCGCCUUGAGCAGGGCCUCACAUGCGUCAAAAUGAACGCCACCGAAGACCUAGGCUGGAUCGACUCCCCAUCCGCGCUCGACAGCACCGUCGAGCGUCUCAAACAGGUCAAGGCAUUAGGUCUAGACGCAGGUCUUGACUUUCACGGAAGGUGUCAUAAAGCAAUGGCGAAGCAACUCGCACGAGCUCUUGAACCUCACAGACCGCUGUUCAUCGAAGAGCCUAUUCUUGUCGAACAUCCUGAGGCUAUCAAGAAGCUCUCUGACCAGACUGUCAUCCCUAUUGCAUUCGGCGAGCGCUUGUAUACGCGUUGGGAUAUUAAGCGCUUCCUGGAAGACUCGAGUGUCGACAUUCUACAACCUGACAUCGCUCACGCGGGCGGUAUUUCUGAGACGAAGCGUAUAGCUACUAUGGCGGAAGCUUACGAUGUCGCGAUUGCGCCUCAUUGUCCGCUUGGACCUGUUGCGUUCGCCGCUUCAGUUCAAGUAGCGCUGUCAUCACCGAACUUUGCCAUUUUGGAAAUGAGUUUGGGGAUGCAUUAUAAUACUGAGGCUGGAGACAUCGAUCUCUUGACGUAUCUCAACGAUCCUAGUGUUUUUGAUCUUGAAGGUGGACAUGUUAAGGCCCCGACGGGGCAUGGGUUGGGAAUUGAGAUUGAUGAGGAGAUGGUGGCUAGAAUUGCGAAAGAAACAGAGCCAUGGCAGUGUCGGGAUGCUGAACCCCCACGCUCUUGGCGAUGGAGUCCCCGGAGUGAGGGGUCAAACUUAAACGGAAAAGCAUUCGCGAGCUUGAACGUACGUACCGCGAAGAUGGGUGACAAACCAUUGGAAGUAUUGGUCUAUGGCCUUGGAGCGAUCGGGUCUUUCUACGCCUUCGUUCUGAGCCGUAGCGAACAUGUUCACCUAACCGUCGUCGCCCGAUCGAACUUUGAAGCCGUUUCUGCGAAUGGUAUCUCAAUCGACAGCCAGAACCACGGAAAACACCACGUGAAGCCUCACAAGGUUCUUCGAACCGUCGCCGAGGCUGGCCAAAAGUUUGACUUCAUCAUCUGCACGAACAAAGCAGUCGAUCAAGCCAGCACUGCUGCCGACAUUGCCCCCGGUGUUGGUGAUAACACGUCAAUCGUCAUCAUCCAGAACGGAGUUGGCAAUGAGGACGCUUUCCGUGAAAAGUUCCCGAGUGCAACCAUCAUCUCAUGCGUGACAUGGGUUGGUGCAAGGCAGCCAGAGCCUGGUUUCAUCAAUCAUACGACAUCCGAGGAUAUGCAAGUUGGGUUGUAUCCGAACAAAUCGGGCGAUGCAUCAAGGGAUACCCAACGCCUCGCUCAGUUUGAAUCGCUUUUGUCGAUUGGCAAAACCAUCUUCCAAAUUGUACCCAACAUCCAAGUGCAACGAUGGGAGAAGGUCGUUUGGAACGCAGCGUGGAAUUCACUCACUGCUCUUACGCUUAUGGACACGCAUGCAUGGCUCAGCUCAUCCGACCUGUCAACUCCCAUGACAAGAAAGCUAAUGAAGGAGGUUAUCGAUGUUGCUAAUGCGCUUGGUGUUCCUUUGGAAUAUGAACUGAUCGAUAGGCUUCUAGAGAAGAUCUUGGCGAUGCCGCCUAUUGGAAGCAGUAUGAGGACGGAUUAUGAGAAUGGCAAACCGAUGGAGGUUGAGGUCAUUUUGGGGUAUCCUGUCAGGAAGGGGAAAGAGUUUGGUAUUGAUGUUGCGACGAUUGAGACUCUGUAUACCAUCUUGUUGGCCAUCAACAAGCGGCUUAUAAGCGCCCAGGGCAAGUAA
Messenger RNA from Fusarium subglutinans, 2184 nucleotides. Its product is annotated as galactonate dehydratase. Bases 1 to 2184 code for a protein of 727 amino acids. Gene Ontology annotation, molecular function: 2-dehydropantoate 2-reductase activity; galactonate dehydratase activity. Gene Ontology annotation, biological process: amino acid catabolic process; D-galactonate catabolic process; pantothenate biosynthetic process. Gene Ontology annotation, cellular component: cytoplasm. The record is from RefSeq and is a predicted model, not a curated record. NCBI's taxonomy places the organism in Eukaryota, Fungi, Ascomycota, Sordariomycetes, Hypocreales, Nectriaceae. The transcript has 9 exons.